AUGUCAGGUGAAUCUGGAUUGACUGAGGGUUCUCCUCGUGGUGAUAAUAAUCAUGAUCAAAGUACAUCUGAAAAUAAUAACUAUGUUGUUAAACCUUCAACAUCUAGUGGAGACUCUACUAAAUUUGAAUGGUGGAAAAACAAGAUGUACACUCAUAUCAUAAGUCUUGAUGAUGAGUUUUGGGACAUCUUGGAAGAUGACAUUAACAUUCAAGUUAAUGGUGUUGGAAUGGUGUCUGACAGAAAGUCUCUUACACCAUCUCAGAAAAAUAUUUACAGAAAACACCAUAGAGUAAAAGACAUAUUGGUUGAUGUUCUACCUCAUUCUGAGUAUAUCCAAAUCAUUGAUAAAUCCACUGCUCGGACCAUCUUUAAAUCCCUAUGUGCUACAUAUGAAUGGAAUCAACAGGUUCAGGAAGCCAAUGUUAACCUUUUGUUUCAGCGAUAUGAGUUAUUCAAAACGAAGGAAUAUGAAGACAUUGAAACCAUGUUUUCUAGGUUUCAAAUUAUUUUUUCUGGUCUUCAAGUGCUAAAUAAAAGCUAUACUACCUCUGACCAUGUCAAGAAGAUUCUUUGGAGUCUUUCUAUCAAAUUCAGAUCCAACGUAACAACUAUCCAUGAUGCUAAGGACUUAAACAAAUUAAGUCUUGAAAGUCUUAUCAGUAAUCUCCAGAGUCAUGAGAUGAAGCUCAAUGAAGAUGAACCUCUCAAGAAGUCAAAGUAUCUUACUUUGAAAUCUUCUGGAAAAUCUGUAAAGGCUCCCAAAAUUUGGAAAUCUGAAGAAGUGUCUCAAUCAGAAGCUUUUGAAGAAGACUCAGAUAAUGACGAUAUAACCUUUAUCAUUAAAAGAUUUCAAUACUUGGUCAAGAAAAAUAACAUAUUAUGUGGUAUAAGCAAUGUAUUAAGAGGACCAAGUUCUAGAGAUAAUAAAGAUGAUCAGAAGGGAUUCUUCAACUACAAGAAGUCUGAUCACUUUAUUGUUGAAUGUCCAGAGUUGCAAAAGGACAAGGCAAAGAAGGGAAGCUUUCAGAAGAACAGAUUCCGAAAAAGAUUCAAGAAGAGUCUCACGGCAACAUGGGAUGAACUCAACAAUGAAGAAGAUUUUGAGAAAUAUGAAGAACAUGACAGUCUAGAUUUCAUGGCUCUUACAUCUUCUGAAGAAGGAUCUGGCUCAGACUAUAGUUCUGAAUCUGAAGAUGAUGCAGUAUUUUCUGAACUAUCUCGCUCUAAUUUGAUUACCUCCAUCCAAGAUCUUAUGUCAAGAAAAGGCAAGACAUAUGAGAAUGUUAACGAAGCAAUAUGA
Messenger RNA from Lathyrus oleraceus (garden pea), 1302 nucleotides. RefSeq lists its product as uncharacterized. The transcript has a single exon. The record is from RefSeq and is a predicted model, not a curated record. Bases 1 to 1302 code for a protein of 433 amino acids. Lineage: Eukaryota; Viridiplantae; Streptophyta; Magnoliopsida; Fabales; Fabaceae.